AUGGCGGACAGAGACAGCGGCAGCGAGCAGGGCGGCGGCGGCGGCGGGGGCGCGGUGGGCGCCGGGGGGCCGGGCUCGGGCGGCGGCGGCGGCGGCGGGGGCCCGGGCGGCGGCCUGCAGCAUGAGACGCAGGAGCUGGCCUCCAAGCGGGUGGACAUCCAGAACAAGCGCUUCUACCUGGACGUGAAGCAGAACGCCAAGGGCCGCUUCCUCAAGAUCGCUGAGGUGGGGGCGGGAGGCAACAAGAGCCGCCUGACCCUCUCCAUGUCGGUGGCCGUCGAGUUCCGCGACUACCUGGGCGACUUCAUCGAGCACUACGCCCAGCUGGGGCCCAGCCAGCCCCCCGAGCUGGCGCAGGCGGCCGACGAGCCCCGGCGGGCGCUCAAGAGCGAGUUCCUGGUGCGGGAGAACCGCAAGUACUACAUGGAUCUGAAGGAGAACCAGCGCGGGCGCUUCCUCCGCGUCCGCCAGACCGUCAACCGCGGCCCGGGGCUGGGCUCCACGCAGGGCCAGACCAUCGCCCUGCCGGCCCAGGGCCUCAUCGAGUUCCGCGACGCCCUGGCCAAGCUCAUCGACGACUACGGGGUGGAGGAGGAGCCGGCCGAGCUGCCCGAGGGCACCUCCUUGACUGUGGACAACAAGCGCUUCUUCUUCGACGUGGGUUCCAACAAGUACGGUGUCUUCAUGCGGGUGAGCGAGGUGAAGCCCACAUACCGCAACUCCAUCACCGUCCCCUACAAGGUCUGGGCCAAGUUCGGCCACACCUUCUGCAAGUACUCGGACGAGAUGAAGAAGAUCCAGGAGAAGCAGCGGGACAAGCGAGCCGCCGCCGCCGCCGCCCCCCCCGCGGGCGCCGGGGCCGAGCCGCCCCCCGAGGCCGAGGCCGCCGCCGCCGCUGCCGGGCCGCCCGGCGCCCUGCUGCAGGCCGAGGAGCCCGAGGAGGACUGACCGCCCGCCCCCCGGGACGAGGACUGGCCCCGCCGCCGGCGGGAGGGCGGGCGGGGGGCGGCGGGAGGGCGGGGGGGGGGCGGCGGCGAGAAGCCCUCCCCUCGGCCCGGAGCCCCCCCCGGCAGCGCCGCCCGCCCGGCGCCCCCCGCCCGCCGCCCGGCAGCAGCGCCUCCGACCCGCCACCCAUCGCUGGAUGUUCCUCCACUUUACCCACCGUAUCAAACAGUAAGCAGCUGCUAAAACAAAACAAAAACAAAAAAAAUUACAAAACAAAACACACAAAAAAAGAGUCAAAAAAAGUAAUAACAUUAUAUAUGAACUGUGUUUCCUACUUGAUUAAAAAUAUAAAGAACUGAGUGUUUAUUUCCCUAAUUAACCGAGAACUUUUGUACACGUUUAAGCUAUUAUUAUUAAAAGUGUUUGCAAAAAUGGUCAAGAUUAUAAUAUUGCUGAAUUAUAUAAAAAAAAGUCCUUUUCAUGUUGAGCUAACAUUUGACUUUAGCACAAAAAAAAAGAGAUAUUUUAGAACACGUAAAAUAAUAUUUUUAGUUUUUUCUUCUCAUUUUGUUACCAAAUUUCGAACCUUACAUGGAGGUUACUAUAGUAUAUUUGACACCCUAUAUACCUGUGAUUAGAGAUGUGUAUAUAUAUAUGAGGGCUAGGCAUGCUGUGUGUCUGAGCUUUGUCUAAAUGUUAUGCAGAAGUUUGUAGAGUUAAAAGGUACGUAGGUUUAAUUCAUGCAAGGUAAACAAUAAGUGCUCUCUUUUAUACAAUAUGCAUUGCAUCUGGACCUUAAACAUAUAAAAAUGGUCAGUGAAACUUCUGUGAACAUGAAGAAAAAUUAUUAAAAAAGGCAUUUAAAUGAAAUUUGCUAACUUGUGAUUUUUACGUUUGAACCAAAGUUAUUCAAAUAGUAAAAAAAAAAAAAAAAAGGAAAAGAAAAAAAGGCAAAAAAGAGAGAGAGAGAAAAAAAAAGGAAAGGAUUUCCUCCCGUACUAAUUUUUUUCUGCACCUGUUUGGUUUACAGCUGAGUAGGCCUAUUGUCAUUGCUGUGUAUAUGAGAUGUACUUGUAUUGUUCAUAAUAUAUAUUUUUUUUAUUCUGUGUACUUAAAAGUACUUAACCUGAUGUGCAGCGGUUUCCAGUCGACCUGUCUUUGGGCAGCAGGUAGCAAGUCUUUCUGUGUUGCCACUGGCACGAGCACUGUCUCUUAUCUCCUAAUGUGGUGUGAGGUCCGAACCCAUGCUGGGACCCCCCUGCCAGUGCCGUUAACUUCUGCAGGCUGGUGGAAAUCAGAGCGGUGCCAUCGCAGAGUAACCCCACUGAGCCACGGGGUUUUGAAAGUGGGAGCCAAGCCGGUGUGUGUCUGUAACGGAUUUCCAUGUAGCUCUGGUGCUAGUUAUUACUGGCUACAUACCUGGCGAGCCUUGACUGUGCCCUCCCCUCCCCUAUCCCAGCAGCUCCAUGCGUGCUUGCGGGCUCUGCUCGAAGCCUAGGGUAGGGAAAGGCAGAUGUGUCAGAACACUGAGCUGUCCAGGUGUGUUCUCCAAAUUGAAAUUGUUUGUAAUAAUAAUGAUGAUGAUAAUAAUAAUAGACUUCUACAGGUUGUUCUUUUUUGUUGUUUUUGUUUCUUUUUUUUUCUUUUAAAAAAGUCGGUGUGCUUAAUUGACUAACUUGCUGCUGUAUAGUAAAAUAGUAAUAUAUUUUUAUCAUUAAAGUGCUGCAUGACUAUCAUCGUUAUGAGUGAAGAGAAAAAUGUUAUAAAAAGAUGCCUUAAACAGUGAAAACAAAACUUUUUUUUCUUUCUUUUUCAUUUUCUUUUAUUUCCUUUUCUUGGCUGGAAUGCAGUAGACAGCGUUUCAGAGAAACUAGGAUCUUGGUCCAUUCAAAAGUUUUUUUGGGAUGCAGUCGUUUUUAAUGGUUUUGGACUCUGGUAGACCUGGCGGCUGCACUGCUUUACUGGUGGUCAAGGAUGGAGUGUUGGAAGGGUGGGGAGAAAAACAAAAAGAAAGAAGUUUGUUAUAAGGAAAUUUAUUUCCUGCUGUCUUUUAUUCCCAUUUGAAUUUAUAAUUCCCUUUCUCUUUUUCCUUUUGAGAUGUACUGUAAGUGUCCAAACAAGCUGUCUCCAUUGUACCCUGCAUUAUUUCCCUUGACAGAAGUUUUGCUGUUGGUGUUCACAGAAAGUUAACUAUAAGCUGCCGGUAGCGAGGUGUUUCUGUUUCUUUUAAACAAUCACUGGAAAUGUUUAAUAUUGCUUUAAUGUGCACUUUCCUCUUUCCCAGUAGUAAAAUAAGCUUUUGGAGUGCGUAAUGUGACAUUUGACAUGGUUCUCAAUUACAUGUAAACAUUUGUCUGAUAACCUGCUUUUGAAUCGGAGGCUCUGGAUGGGCAGUUCUAUCGGUUAUUGUAUUUCAACUGUGAUGUGUGCAGGACUGCAUUCUCCAUGCUGCUAGACGUAGUUAGGACAUGAAUUGCUUUGGUUUUGCUACUUGACUGAUUGAUUGUCUCGGUCUUGCUGUUCACUGCCCUCCCUAAAGUUGUUGCGCUGCAGACGGACACGGGCCGGUGCUCUUAGUUCCACGCCGCCGCGGUGUGUGCCCAGCAAUGAGUAGCGGGAGGCGAUGAGAGCGCAGCGAGUGUCCUCCUGUAGCUUCCUAUGGCCAACGAGGGGUCUUCUGACCCGUGCCGCCCGGAUCCUGCCCGGGAUCCGGCUGACUCGAGCAGCGCAGGGGACGCGUGGUUCCAGUCCAACCAGUCCCAUCAGUACAGCCCCUGACAGUUCUGUGAACAGUGUCUGAGAACUCGUGGUCAGUUUUUGUGUCGUUUUGGGUUUCUUCUGCGUGUUUCAUAGGGGUUUUUUUGUUACUUCUUUCAAUGCACAUUAUGUAUGUUCUAGGACUUGAUGAAUGAUGCUAAUUGAAAGACAAAAUGACUGUAAAGGUUUGUGGGAUUUCGCUCCUGGUUUUCGUUUUGGUUUGAUUUUUUUUCGUAUUUUUAUUUGUUUUUCCCAGAGGUGCUCGGUACUUUACCAAGGCUCUGAUAUAUCAGUAUUUAAAACAAAGUACAGAAAACCCUGUUUAAUGUUAGAAGAAGAAAGGUAUAUUUGAUCAUAUGUGUUGUUUUAAAAUAAGACAGUAUGCUCAAAUGUGCCAAGAUACCUAAUUCCUGAGAAGUAUGCCUUAUAUUUUCCUUGCUGAUAUGCUUUUAAAUGUCUUGUAGAAUAGGUCCAAGAGCAUGAUAAAAACUACUUUAUAAUGACUACGUGCAAGAAAACUUGAAAUUCAUUGCAAUACUGACAUUAUUUUAUUUUAUUUUUUUAAGUUAAAAGGACACUGUCAAGUAAUUUACAGUUGAAAUACAACCACCCUGUAAGUGGUUUUGUGCUAAUGGAGAAAUGUCCUCCGAAUUUAAAGUAUUUUUUGGUUGUUGUUAAAAAAAAUAAAAAACAAAAAAAAAAGAGGAAAAUUGCUCUGUCUCUGAGAACUGAAAUAAUAAAGAACCAAAAUGAGCUCCUGUUGGUUCCUGCUUCUUCAUCAUGCUCCCUCUUGGGACCCAUCCUGGUGCUGGGGCCAGGGGUCUCAUGCCCAUGGUCAGCAGCUCAGCAGUGGGGUAACAGGCAGGAUGCUGGGCUUCCAGCAUGGUGUAUCCCUAACAGACAGGAGAGCUUCUUUGGAAAAUUCUAAUUGAUAAAAACAGGAAAACGGGAAAAAGAAAAAAAAAAGACAAAAUAAAUACUUGACAGUGUCACUUUCUUGCGUAUCCCUCGCAGGGGUUGAAAUGUGCUCGGUGGGAACGCGGUUCGCAACCUGCCAUGGGACCGUGGUGAGGUGCAGAGGGGCUGCCCUUGUGGGCAGGAUGCGAGGCAGAGGUGGUCCUGUGCAGCAGGGAGAGAGCGGCCGGUGACUUGAACCCCUGCCCAGAGCCGACUGGUAUCUUCUUUUAUUUGGGGGGGGAGCAAUUACUUUGUUGCCUUUACAAAUAGCACUGUAACCACCUUUUUUUAUGAUUAGCUGUAGUAUAACCUUUGUCCCUUCAAACUAUGCAAGCUAUGAAAUGUAAAUUAGGGAUCAGUUAAAGAUAGUUGAUUAUAUUCAAUCAGAUGACAUUCAUGCACUAACUGGAGUAUAUACAGAUAAAGCUAUUAGAGUGACUUGUAUGCUAACAGCAAGAUAUACCUACCUAUUCUAAAAAGAAAAAUUAUUAUUAAUAUUGUAUAACAGGACUGUGGGGGUUGGGAGGGGAUGUUAUCUCUUACCUUCUUAAAGGGGGAUUUAAGAUUUUUAUAACUGUUUUUUCCAUCAAACUUUAAUAUUUUUGUCAAAUUUUUAGGUAUUUAAUUUGUAAAAUAGAUUUUACUUUGUACUGGCGUACAGAAAACAGGGGUUGAUUUAAACUUUUUUGAAGCCAAGUGAUCAACUACAUUUGUAAUAAAAAGUCAAUGGAUCUAUA
Molecule: messenger RNA, 5396 nt
Organism: Melopsittacus undulatus (budgerigar)
Lineage: Eukaryota; Metazoa; Chordata; Aves; Psittaciformes; Psittaculidae
Gene: PURA
Product: purine rich element binding protein A
Exons: 1
Coding region: 1-948 (315 amino acids)
Biological process (GO): regulation of transcription by RNA polymerase II
Cellular component (GO): nucleus
Molecular function (GO): purine-rich negative regulatory element binding; DNA-binding transcription factor activity, RNA polymerase II-specific; RNA polymerase II transcription regulatory region sequence-specific DNA binding
Source: RefSeq, a predicted model, not a curated record